Molecule: messenger RNA, 336 nt
Organism: Hypoxylon fragiforme
Lineage: Eukaryota; Fungi; Ascomycota; Sordariomycetes; Xylariales; Hypoxylaceae
Exons: 2
Coding region: 1-336 (111 amino acids)
Source: RefSeq, a predicted model, not a curated record
AUGCCACAGGUGUGGGGCGGAUGUUACCAGCCACCCUAUACUAGCCACCUGAAUAUUCCAACACCAGAGAAGGGCAAGACUGCCGCAGCGAAGCUAGCUUCGGAUAUCGACCUUAAAGAAGACACAAUCGAGGUUUGGAAGCUAAAUCUUUCUGUCUAUGAGUCUAUCGUCUCCUUUGCCGAGCGGGCUAGAGGUCUCCAACGUCUUGAUAUUGUAAUUCUUAAAGUAUUUUGGGAAUACAGCGCUAGUGGCGGCGCGAUGAUCACUGAUGCUGCGGUGAACCAUGGAGAAGAGAUACAUGGGAAGUUCUUGUCGUUCCAGGAGGUCGAAGGGUAA